AUGGUUUUUGAAAAUUUAGUCGCUUAUUUACUUGAUAUAUAUUUGAGCGAUUAUAUCGAAAAUUUAGAUACAAAAAAGUUCAAAGUUGAUUUAUGGAGUGAAAAACUAACACUUCAAGUUCCAUGGAAAAAUAUAUAUACACAAUCAACAAAAGCGUCAAUCGAUGGACUUUUUUUAUUAGUUGUACCGAAAACUGAAGUUGAAUAUGAUGCUAAACGUGAUGAAAAAGAACAGCAUGAAGCAAAAAUGAAAGAAGUUCAUCAGAUUGAAGAACUUCGUAAAGAACAAGAAGCUCAAAAAAAUGCUAAAUCAUCUGAUAAAAAUAAUGAUACAUUUAUUGAACGCAUGAAAUUACAAGUUAUACGAAAUUUACAAUUAUCUAUUCGAAAUAUACAUGUUGUGUAUGAAGAUAAAUCAGCAAAACCUGAUCGUCCAUUUGCUUUUGGAUUUACGCUCAAUUAUAUUACAUUACACACUACAACUCCAACUUGGCAACGAACAAUACUUAAAGAAGAUACAUCAGUAAUUCAUAAACUUGGUGAUUUAAGUGCUUUAGCAAUUUAUUGGAAUACCAAUGCUCACUCACGAUCUGGAUUAUCAAGAGAUGAAGUUCUUAAAAAUCUAAGACAAAGAAUAGCAGUUAAUAAUCAACAAGCACCAACUGAUAUAGAAUAUAUUCUUCGACCACUAAAUAUCAAAGCAAGAAUUGUAUUAGCGAUGAAACCACGUCAAGAAGAAUUUAAACGACCAAUGUUUGAUAUUAAAGUUGAUUUAGAUGAAAUUAGUUUAAAUAUUAAUCAUGCUCCAGCAGCACCUUCACUCAAGAUCGAUGCUGAUUUAGAAGAAUUUCGAAUAAUACUUGCAUUGAAACAAGCAAAAUUAUUUGAUAUACAAGUUCAAGGUAUCAAAGCAUACGUAUCACAAGCACCAAAAAAGACAUUAAUCAAUUUAAUGCUCUCUGAUUUACGUAUUUUGGAUCCAUAUAAAGAAGCACGAUAUCGAAAAAUUAUUUCUCAGCAAGGUGAUGAUAAAGAAUUACUUCGUGUUGAUUUAUCUUUAUUUACUUAUCCUGGAGAAUAUCAAAAACCUAUUGAUGUUUUUGAUUGUGAUGCUGAUUUAAAUUUACCUGUAACGAUAUCUUUGGGUUAUCUUGAAAAACUAACACUUCAAGUUCCGUGGAAAAAUAUAUAUACACAAUCAACAAAAGCGUCAAUUGAUGGACUUUUUUUAUUAGUUGUACCGAAAACUGAUGUUGAAUAUGAUGCUAAACGUGAUGAAAAAGAACAGCAUGAUGCAAAAAUGAAAGAAGUUCAUCAGAUUGAAGAACUUCGUAAAGAACAAGAAGCUCAAAAAAAUGCUAAAUCAUCUGAUAAAAAUAAUGAUACAUUUAUGGAACGCAUGAAAUUACAAGUUAUACGAAAUUUACAAUUAUCUAUUCGAAAUAUACAUAUUGUCUAUGAAGAUAAAUCAACAAAACCUGAUCGUCCAUUUGCUUUUGGAUUUACACUUAAUUAUAUCACAUUACAUACUACAACUCCAACUUGGCAAUCAACGAUACUUAAAGAAGAUACACCAUUAAUUCAUAAACUUGGUGAUUUAAGUGCUUUAGCAAUUUAUUGGAAUACCAAUGCUCACUCACGAUCUGAAUUAUCAAGAGAUGAAGCUCUUGUAUUUCUUCGACCACUAAAUAUCAAAGCAAGAAUUAUAUUAGCGAUGAAACCACGUCAAGAAGAAUUUAAACGACCAAUGUUUGAUAUUAAAGUUGAUUUAGAUGAAAUUAGUUUAAAUAUUAAUCGUGAUCAAUAUUCAGAUUUACUUGAUUUACUUGAAUUUCAAGAUUAUCUCAGUGUUCAAUCAAAAUAUAUCAAAUAUCGUAUUAGCAAUGGUAUAAUAGAAAAACCAACUGUUAAGAGAUGGAAAUUUGCAUAUGAAGCAAUUGUUAAUGAAGGAGUUCGACCAAGAUUUGAAUGUUACAAAUGGAAAAAUAUCAAGCUACAUUUAGAUCGAUGUAGAGAAUAUCGUUCACUUCAUUUUCAAGAAUUACUUGGAAAGGCAACAGUUGAACAAAAACAACGAGCAGAAGAAUUAGAAGAAAAACUUGAUGUUUUCAAUUUAACAUAUAUUCGUCGUUGUGCUGAAAUUGAAGCAAAGAAAAGAAAAGAUCUAGAACCAAAAACGUGGUGGGGAAGUGUAUCGAACUGGAGGGGUGGAAGUAAACCAGCAGAUAAUCCAGAACUUGAUUUCGAAAAAGUCAUGACACCAGAGGAAAAAAAGAAAUUAUAUUAUGCAAUUGGUUAUGAAGGAGAAGAUACUUCAACAUCAACUUAUCCAGAAGGAUAUAUCGAUAUAGAUUUAGCUAUUCAAUUGAAGUUGCUAGAUGUUAAUAUUUGGUCGAAAUUUAAUGAAAAUGACGCUCAAUUUCGAGUUAUUGCUCGAGCACUCAUACCUGAUACCGGUUUAAUCUUUAAACGAAGACCAGCUAAAUCAGCUAUUGCGAUCUUUGUUGAUUUCGGUUCAUUUCAAGUGUUUGGUAUGGCUACAGAUUUGCAACAAUCUGAAUUUUCCAAUAUUAAUCGUCCUGUACUUGCUCAACCUGUUUCUCAAUCAUUAUCCACAUCCAAUCAACAAAAAUUUUUACAAGUUGAAUUUGAAACAAAUCCAUUAGAUGGAUCAUCAGAUUAUCGUGUUAAAAUUGUUUCACAAUCGCUUGAGAUUAAAUACAAUGCACCAACAAUAAAUAAAUUAUUUGAAUGUUUUGAACAAGAUACUCAACGUAAUCUUCAAGGUGUUAAACAAGCUGCUUAUUCAACUUAUACAAAUGUUAAACAUCGUUCUUAUAUAUUAAUGAAACAUAAUAUUGAAAAAAUCAAAGUUUUAGAUAUUAAUGUUGAUCUUCAAUCAUCUUAUUUUCUUUUACCAGAAAAUGGAGUUUACCAAGAUGGUGCUGCAGCGAUUUGCAUGGAUUUCGGUCAUUUAACAUUAAAACGUCGUACAACACCCGGUGAAAACAGAGAACAAGAUACUUCACUUAAAGAAGCAAAAGACAUUGAAGAAGCACGUGAAAAAUCUUUUACUCAAUUUAAAUUAAAACUUGAAGAUAUUCAAUUAAUUUAUGCAAACCGAAAUGAAAGUUGGGAAAAAGCUCGUCAAGAAAAAUAUACAAAUAUACAUUUAAUUAAACCAAUGGAACUUGAUUUAGAUGUUGGUAAAUGUAUUUAUAAUGAUGAUGCUGUUUUAUCUGCUUGGAAAGUUGCUGGAAAUCUUCCUAACAUAGAUUUACGUUUAUCGGAUAAACGUUUAUUUCAAAUAAUGAAUCAUAUGCAAUCAAUUCCAUUUCCGGAAUCGAAACAUCCAGUUGUUGCUGCACAAUCAAUUGAAACAGAACCGAUACUUGUACCAUCAUCAUUGAGUAAUCCUGAAAAAACAUUAGAAGUAGUUGAAGGAAUGGCACCAGUUAAAAAAACUAAAGAAAAAUUCGAAGCAAAAGAAAAUAAAGAUAAACAAAUCCAAAAUACUGAUAAAAUUAAGAAAAAAAAUGAAUGUGAAGGUCAAUUAACACAAUUAGAAGCAAAAUUUUCACUUGAUAAAAUUAAUGUACAUAUUGAUGAAAGUAUGAAUGAAAAUAAUGAACAUGCACCAUUUCUUCGUAUAACACUUGAAUCCAUUGUUGCUCAAACAAAAAUAAAAACAUUCGAUAAGGAAUUUGAUGCAUCAUUAGCUAAUUUAAUUCUCUAUCAUGAACAAUUUAUUGUUAAAGAUAAUCAACAAUUACGUUUAUUAUCAGCUCAAUUAGAACAAGACACUUCUAAUAAUCAAAAUAAAAAAUUAGUUUGUGUCAAUUUUCUUCAUACAUCACCAGAAAAUCCAUUAUUUUUAACAUCUCAAUAUGAUGGAAUUGAAAAUAUAGCUCAUGUUCAUUUUAGUAAACUUGUUGUGACAUUACAAUUAGAAGCACUUUUAUCAAUAUUAAGAUUUCAAGAUACAUUAAUGAAACAAUUAUCACAAGAUACACUAGAAAACCAAGCAAAAAAGAAACAAGAAGAAGAAAUGAAAAAACAACAAGAACAAAAAAAUGUUGAAGAUAAUAAAAAUAUUGAUAAAACUGGAAUAGCUAUACAGAAAAAAGAUGCUCCAGCAGCACCUUCACUCAAGAUCAAUGCUGAUUUAGAAGAAUUUCGAAUAAUACUUGCAUCGAAACAAGCAAAUUUAUUUGAUAUACAAGUUCAAGGUAUCAAGGCAUACAUAUUACAGGCACCAGAAAAAAUAUUAGUCAAUUUAAUUCUAUCUGAUUUACGUAUUUUGGAUCCAUAUAAAGAAGCACGAUAUCGAAAAAUUAUUUCUCAACAAGGUGAUGAUAAAGAAUUACUUCGUGUUGAUUUAUCUUUAUUUACUUAUCCUGGAGAAUAUCAAAAACCUAUUGAUGUUUUUGAUUGUGAUGUUAAAGUUCAAUUUGCUAAAGCAAAUAUUGUUUUUCUUUUUAAACAUAUCGAUGCAAUUUUGGGUUUUCUUGAUUCAUUAAAUAUAACUAAAGCAACACUUGAAGCAGCAUCAACACAAGCUGAUGCUGCUUAUGAACAAGUACAAAAAUUAGAAGAACAAGCAUUUAAAGUUCAUCUUGAUAUAACAUUUAAUGCACCAAAUAUUAUUAUUCCAACAAAUUCACGUUCUGAUGAAGCACUUUUUAUUGAUUUAGGUAAAUUAAUAUUGAAAACAAAUUUUUAUGAUGAUCCAAAAAAAUCUCUUGUCGAACAACAAAAUAUUCGGUUUGAAAAUAUGCUUGCAAGUCGUGUUAAACUUGAUCGAGAUUGUAAUAUACUUGGUGAAGCUAUAUUACUUGAAUGUGCUGAAUUAAAUACAUUAAUCGAUCGUUUACUAUAUCCAGACAAAGUUAAAACUGAGCCAGGAGUUUCAAUUAAAGUUGAUUGGGAAUUAGUUCAUUUUCAAUUAGCAAAAGAUGAUUAUACAUGUGUUAUGCGAGUUUUAAUGGAAAAUUUUUCGGAAAAUAUUCGUGAUCAAAUACCUGAAGGUUUCCCGAAUGAACAAUAUCGUUAUACAAAAGACGCACAAGAAAAAGAAAAAGAAAAAGCUGCUGCUAUUAAGAAACAAAAAGAAUCUUAUAGUACUGAAGUAGUACCAACACUUGAACUAAGUGCUGGAAUUCAAAAAUUGGCAUUGACACUUUAUAGUGGAGAAUCAGAUCUGAGCGCUCGUCGUGUACCACAUAAUGAUAAUUCUAAAUUAGCCAAUGUUGAAAUCGACACAUUUGAAGUGUUAUUUCGUCAACAAUCAGACGAAAGUUAUAAAGCCACAGCAUAUGUGGAAAAUUUCUUACUUGAUGAUUUACGUGCAACAAAUAAAUCAUCGAGUGUAACACGUAUGAUGGAUAGAUAUUUUACAGAUGAUCCAAAUACUCAUAUGCUUGUUGCAUCAUUUGAAUUUAAACCAAAAAGUCAAGCCGGUCAAACUGCACUUCGACAAUUAACUGCACAACUUGAAAGUCUUUACAUUUCUAUAAGUUUGGAUUAUUUAAUGAUAUUACAAGAUUUUUUUAUUUCUGGUUUACCAUCGAGUAAUGCUGAAACACCAAAACAGGCUGAACAACAAGCAAUAACAACGCUUGAACAAUCAGGAAAUGAUCAAAUUCAAACAAAAAUUGAUAAGGAACCAACAUCUGUGGCCGCAUCAUCAAAACCCACAACUGGUCAAGAUGCCGAUACAGAAGUUGAAACUCGAAUAGAUGUUAGUUUGAAAAAUCCUGAAAUCAUUUUACUUGAAGAUCAACACAAUGCAAAUUCAAAUUGUCUUGUACUUGAUUUAGCUUUACAAAUGCAUAUGAUUUCUGUUGGUAAUGAUACACAAUUAUAUGGUUGUUUAAAAAAUUUAACAGUUUAUAGUUCAAAUUUUGCUGAAUUAAAAGGCUCAAAGAAUUCGGGAUCAAAAAUAAAAUAUUGUAUUUUACAACCAACUAAAGCUGAUAUAUAUUUAACAAUAAAUAAUGAACGUCAAAGGAUGGAUGUGCGAAUAUCGGAUAUUAUUGUUAGUAUUGCACCAGUUGCUAUUCGAACUGUUAUUAAUGUUACGAGCUCAUUAGGAACAUUACAAGCAGCUGUGAAAACUGAAACCGAAAAACUUAAUUCGAAAUCAUUAUUUAAUCCAAAAUCUAUAAAAGAUGGAAAUUUUUGGUUUACAAAAGAUUAUGAAAAAAAAUCCCAACAAACUGAUGAAUCAGAAACAGCUCGAACUGCUUCAUCACAACAGACAGCUAUUAAAGAAAAAGAAGAAAUACCAAAACCAUUAAUACAACAAUUAAUUUUAACAUUGGAAACCAUCGAAGUUAAACUUGAAGUUGAAUUAGGUUCAAUUAUAAAAUCUGUUGUAGCUAUGUGUUUAUCAAAUUUAACUGCUAAUGUUCAAAAUUGGUCAUCAAAUAUGAGUCUUGCAUCAACAGUAAAUGUUGAAGCCGCGUUAUACAAUGAAAAUACGUUGAGUUGGGAACCACUUAUUGAACCAACAAUUGUUUCUGAAGGUUCAGGUGUUUCACCAUGGUGUAUUACAUGUUCAAUCUUACCUACUCUUCCAUUGACGGAUAAAACUGAAGCACCAAUGAUAAAUGCACAAGAACAAAAAGGUGUGUCAUUGUCAAAAGCAAAACAAAUAAUAUUUGUACGUGCUGAUCAAUUACUUAAUAUAACAAUAACAAAAACUGGACUUAAUCUUGUUAAACGUUUAUUUGCUUUAUUUAAUGAUGCUUAUCAUAAACAAUUACCACCAAGUGAUGAUAAUGAUGAUCUACCAAUGUUAUCUUUAUGCAAUGAAACAGGACGAGAAAUAUUUAUUAAUCAUUUAGAUGGUCUUCAAUUUGCUACUGAUUCAUCAUUACAAUCAAUUACUCUUCAAACACAUGAAUCUGUUCCAUUAAAUGUAUUUAAUGAACAUCAAAGAGCUGGAAGACUUUCAGUAAUCGAUGAACAAAAUUUUAAACGACGAGAAGAAUUUUCUGUUAAAAUUAUUUCUCAACAAGGUGAUGAUAAAGAAUUACUUCGUGUUGAUUUAUCUUUAUUUACUUAUCCUGGAGAAUAUAAAAAACCUAUUGAUGUUUUUGAUUGUGAUCUUAAAGUUCAAUUUGCUAAAGCAAAUAUUGUUUUUCUUUUUAAACAUAUCGAUGCAAUUUCGGGUUUUCUUGAUUCAUUAAAUAUAACUAAAGCAGCACUUGAAGCAGCAUCAACACAAGCUGAUGUUGCUUAUGAACAAGUACAAAAAUUACAAGAAAAAGCAUCUAAAGUUCAUCUUGAUAUAACAUUUAAUACACCAAAUAUUAUUAUUCCAACAAAUUCACGUUCUGAUGAAGCACUUUUUAUUGAGUUAGGUAAAUUAAUAUUGAAAACAAAUUUUUAUGAUGAUCCAAAAAAGUAUCUUGUCGAACAACAAAAUAUACGAUUUGAAAAUAUGCUUGUUAGUCGUGUUAAACUUGAUCGAGAUUGUAAUAUACUUGGUGAAGCUAUAUUACUUGAAUGUGCUGAAUUAAAUACAUUAAUCAAUCGUUUACUAUAUCCAGACAAAGUUAAAACUGAACCUGGACUUUCAAUUAAAAUUGAUUGGGAAUUAGUUCAUUUUCAAUUAGCAAAAGAUGAUUACACAUGUGUUAUGCGAGUUUUAAUGGAAAAUUUUUCGGAAAACAUUCGUGAUCAAAUACCUGAAGGUUUUCAAAAUGAACAAUAUCGUUAUAGACAAGUGGCACAAAAAAAAGAAGAAAAAAAAUUAAAAGCUACUGCUAUUAAGAAACAAAAAGAAUCUUAUAGUACUGAAGUAGUACCAACACUUAAACUACGAGCUGGAAUUCAAAAAUUGUCAUUGACACUCUAUAGUGGAGAAUCAAAUCUGAGCGCUCGUCGUGGACCACGUAAUGAUAAUUCUAAAUUAGCCAAUGUUGAAAUCGACACAUUUCAAGCGUUAUUUCGUCAACAAUCAGAUGGAAGUUAUAAAGCAACAGGACGUGUGAAAAAUUUCUUACUUGAUGAUUUACGUGCAACAAAUAAAUCAUCGAGUGUAACACGUAUCAUGAAUAGACACUUUACAGUUGAUCCAAAUGCUCAUAUGCUUGUUGCAUCAUUUGAAUUUAAACCAAAAAGUCAAGCACGUCAAACUGCACUUCGGCAAUAUAAAAUAAAAAUUUUCAAUGAAAAUAUUUUAAACUAA
This is a messenger RNA of Rotaria sp. Silwood2, 8196 nucleotides long. Lineage: Eukaryota; Metazoa; Rotifera; Eurotatoria; Philodinida; Philodinidae. The record is from the annotation of a GenBank genome assembly.